Messenger RNA from Nymphalis io (European peacock), 4855 nucleotides. RefSeq names its product fibulin-2-like. The transcript has 24 exons. The record is from RefSeq and is a predicted model, not a curated record. Gene Ontology annotation, molecular function: calcium ion binding. NCBI's taxonomy places the organism in Eukaryota, Metazoa, Arthropoda, Insecta, Lepidoptera, Nymphalidae. Bases 168 to 3968 code for a protein of 1266 amino acids.
UAUAUUAUCAUAGUUGAGUUAGGCACUGGCAGGACGACUCGUAUCACGAAAUACUCUAAUAAUAUGAUUUCCGAAACAAGUGACUUUAUAAACACUUUAAAUUUGAUAUAGUGUCAGUUCUAAGUGAAGUGAAUUGUGAAUUAGGAAAAAAAGACUAAAACAUAAAAAUGAAAUUUUUAAUUGUGAUGAAAUUAGUACUAUUUUUCUCGUCGAAUAAUUUUGUCCUCGGUCUCACGUCAGAAGAAAUUACUGAAGUGACAGAAACGUGCUGCACACAUGGCGAGACGUUUGCACUGACGUCAUCGAGCAAGGAUUGUUCUGGUGUGGGCCUACCUGACGAUUUGGACCCGGAGCACAAGGAAAUCUGCCUCUCAUCUGUCACGAGCUGUUGCGAGCAGCAGUUCCAACUAAAUGACGAAUGUGCUGCUGGAAUAAAAUUAGCAGCUUUAAAGCAAUGUAUGGUUCCAAAAAGUGAUAUUGGGAAGACAUGUUGCGAAGAAUGUAAAAUUGGUAGACUGACUGGCGAGUCACAAGGGAAGAUGGGAUGUGGGGAACUAAGUGAUGACUUCUUUAGUCCCGCCAGUGCAUUGAGGAAGAAGGCCUACUAUCAAUGUUGCAUGGAUGCUUCAGAAGAACUAGAGACGACAACAGAAAAGAAAGAAACAACUACAACUGAAAAACCUAAAGAGAAAUGUAAGGCUAAUUCUUGUGAUCAUAUUUGUACGGAUGACGAUGGCAAGUUGCGGUGUGAUUGCCGAGAAGGCUUUAGACUUCAACCCGAUAAAAAGUCGUGUAAAGAUAUAAACGAAUGCGCUGAAGCUAUAGAUGAUCUCUGUACGGCUAAAGACACGGUCUGCCAUAACACUGAAGGUUCAUUUAAGUGCGUUCCUCUAAAGAAAAGAGAUGUCAGUUUGAGUUGUCCUCCUGGAUUUAAACGGAAUGUAAUCAAUCAAGUUUGUGAUGAUAUUAAUGAAUGUCGUCUCCCAAAGCCGCCUUGUCCAAAAUAUUUGUGUGAGAAUACGAUAGGUGGUUACAAAUGCGCUGGGAAGCCUGGGAAACCUUUCAGUGAGGAUGCUACUAAACCUACUCCAGAAUCCGGUGCAGCUACAACAUCACGCGCUAAGGUUGACAUUUGUCCUAUAGGAUUCAGAGCUGGUCCUGACGAUGAGUGUUUAGACAUCGAUGAGUGCGAGGAGACUUUGGACGACUGCCAGCGAUUAUCCCAGCACUGCAUUAAUUCUCACGGAAGCUAUUUCUGCCAGGAUCAUGUUUCAAAACGAUGCGCACCUGGCUUCAAGGUUAAUUCGGUCACCGGUAUUUGUGAAGAUAUUGACGAAUGUGAGGAAAGUUUAGAGGUUUGCAAAAGAAAUGAGGUGUGUAUCAAUCUGCCCGGGGCGUAUAACUGCAAAUCUAAGAUCAGCACAUUACCAAAAUUAGCGACUAAAACAUGUCAAGAAGGAACACGUGUUCGCCCUGGUGGAACUAUUUGUGAAGACAUUGACGAAUGCCGCGAAGGAUCACACUUAUGUGACCAGUUUCAAAAUUGUAUUAACACAUUCGGAGGACAUGAAUGUCGCUGCAAAAAUGGCUUUGAGUUAGACUCUACAUCAGGAUCCUGCGUUGAUGUCGACGAAUGCGCUAUGAAACUAGACAACUGUGCAGCUGGACACCAUUGUUUGAAUGUUUUGGGUUCUUUCACGUGUACGCGACGACCCAUAACCACUAGCACCACAACAGCACUACCAGCUUAUGAAUACGAAUAUUACGAUUUUGAGGAAGAAACUACAGAAACAUCUACAUCUACUACCUCUUCUACUACAACACCGAGACCGACUACAACAAGCACUACAACACUACGACCAACUACUACGAGUACAACAACGACUACAACACUACGACCAACUACCACUAGUACAACAAGUACUACAACACCACGGCCAACUACUACUAGUACAACUACAACAUUAAGACCAAACCCGCCUCCCAGAAGAUAUCCUCACUAUCCGAGACCGAGCUUUCGAAGAACUACAACACCUGUUCCACCGUAUAGAAGGCCAGAUUACUAUCCAAGAAGACCAGUAAUUCCAUUGUCUCCAACAGAGAUAACAGUCAACAAAUCGAGAGAUCCAGUUACAAUAGAAAAAGAAAAACAACCGGACGGUAGUUAUUCUGUCAAUACAAGCGACAUACCCAAAGAAACAUGGACUGUAGUUACUGGUAAAGAGAGUACUGAUGAUUUCGAUCCAAACCGACUACAUUGUCUUAAUGGUUAUGAGAGAAAUGAACGCGGAGAAUGCGUUGAUAUCAAUGAAUGUAGAAGUAAUAGGAACAUCUGUGGAGUAUCAGAAGUUUGUAUCAAUAGUCCUGGCGGCUACAAAUGCGAGUGCAAACUUGGUUACAGCAUCGACGAUUUUGGAAAGUGUGUUUUCAUAACACCUCCAACUACUCGCAAGCCUACUACGACUACAGAACGGACAACUCCUCGUGUUGAUUCAACAGCGUCUACUCCAGCAAGAACUCCAGACUGGUUACCAUGGGCUCCUGGCCGUAAUAAUCCAACACAAAAUUGUGAAUUAGGACACAUUUACAGCAGCACUCAAAAGAAAUGUAUUGAUAUUGACGAAUGUGCGACUGGUAGAGCAAGCUGUGCGCCCGAGGAAGAUUGCAUUAACACAGACGGUGGCUACAGUUGCGUUUGCGGUCUGCGCUGCAGGGCCAACUCAGCUACACCUACUUAUACCUACAGAGAGACUCCACCACCUUACACGCCGGAUUCAACAAUUAUAACAGUCGGGGCACAGUACGGCCAAAGAGGAACCCACUACAUGAGGCCAACGUACACGCGUUUGCAAGAGACGGGCUCGGUGGUGACCACUUGCCCAUGGGGCUACAAACUCACUCCAGAUAGAGUAUGUGUUGAUAUUGACGAAUGUGAACGCAACGUUUCCGAAUGUGGACCGCAACAGCGUUGUGAAAACUUUUACGGAGGAUAUUCUUGUCAGUGUCCGCCCGGACACAGGAACAUUGGCAAGGACUGUGAAGAUAUUGACGAAUGCAGUUAUGGCAAUAUAUGUUCGUACAACGCUCGCUGCGUGAACACAAUUGGUUCGUACCGGUGCGAAUGUUCGGACGGGUUCCGUAACGCUCCAACCAAUGACAAGGUGUGUGUGGAUGUAGAUGAGUGCGUCGAUACGCCUUCACUUUGCGAACACAGCUGUGCCAACGCCUGGGGGGGCUACCGGUGCUAUUGCAAUCGAGGAUAUAGGCUGAAUAAUGAUAACAGGACGUGUGUGGACAUAGACGAAUGUGAAGAGUGGGGUCGCGCUCGGUCCCGUGGUCGGCUGUGCGGUGGUCGUUGUGUCAACGCGCCCGGCUCCUACCGCUGCGACUGUCCACAAGGAUACCGCCUCGGGGAAGACAAGCGAACGUGCAUAGAUAUCGAUGAAUGCGAGUCGGGUGAGGCGCGCUGUGGGCAAGGGGAUGGCGAAGUGUGCCAGAACACUCGUGGCGGGUAUCACUGUCAUCAUAUUGACUGUCCACCCGGCUAUCAGCUUGAAGGAAAACACAAAUGUACGCGUAUCCAGCGUUCAUGUCCAAUAUCAGAUUGGGGAUGUCUCCAUCAGCCCAGCACCUACAGUUACAAUUUUAUCACUUUUGUAUCCAAACUAUUUCUACCAAUGGGCAGAGUGGACCUAUUUUCAAUGCAAGGGCCAGGCUGGCUCGACUCGGUGGUCAAUUUCGAAAUGCGUCUACUGAACGUGAAAGCGGCGCCCGGUGUCGAGCCUGCGGAUAUCAGUUGUUUUGGCAUGCGACCCACAGCUAACGUCUGCGUGGUAUCCCUCCAAUGUUCCCUCGCCGGGCCGCAGGUGGCGGAGCUUGAGCUAACGAUGUCUCUUUACCAACGCGCACAGUACGCCGGCAGCGCUGUAGCGAGGCUCAUAGUUAUUGUAUCCGAAUAUGAAUACUAGUUAAGGAAAUACAUGUACAGUUUUUAACAAUAAAUCAUAAUUUAAAUAAUAUUCGAUUAAUUUUUAAUUUCUCUUGCUAAUUUGAAACGUUUUAGAUAAAAAUGUAGACGUACUUACCAAAUUGCUUAAAAUAAUUUUUAGAGAUUAGAAUAUUGUAAUUGUAUUUAAAAAUGAAAAUAUGUGGCAUCUUUUGGCUGAUACCAUUAAUAAAUAUAAUGGCGAUACCAUUCAAUAUUUAAUUUACUUAGGUAAUUACGUGAAAUUACCAGCUGUGCUUCUUUAAGAGCAAAACAAUAUAUAUUUAAAGAUACGAUACCGACAGUAGAAUGUUUUUUGUACCUACUAAUAUUUAAAAACUCCCAUUGAUAUAUCUAUGUAAUUAAUUUUGUAAAUAUAAAUUUUUAGAAGAAAGCCAUGAAGCAUGUUUUAAGCACACUCAACUAUUGCGCGAUUGAGAUGUUAAUUAAUAUAUUAUUAGAUAAAAAUUCAGCUAUUGAUCCCUAUUCGACGAUUUUCAUUAUAAUUAGCUGUACUUGUAAAAAAUGUUUUAAUUCAAAGUCAAAAAUCUUUAUUCAAUAUAGAAGCGUAAAACUUAUUAGUUGUCGUAAAUCUACCUAAUUAAGGGUUGAAUGAGAGGUUGAAGAAUUUUGUUCGAAAAAAUUUAAGGUUUUAUACAAACGUUAUGUACGGUUAGAUAUUAAAAUGACAUAUUUGAUAAAGCAGUUUUAAGGAUGUAUGAAAAAUCGUACCUAGCAUGAUGAAAUGAAACAGAUGAAACUUAAUCUACUUUAAGAUUACUUAAUUUUAUUGUAUUAGAAUAUUUCAAUUUCAUAAUGUAAAUUAAUAUUUAUUGUUACAACGUUAUAAUAAAUUUUUACAAAAACCAA